UUUACUUGAUUUAAAUGUAAUAAAUUGGCCUACGCUUCCAUCUGGGGAGGGGAAGGUGGUGCAGUGCUGCUCAAUUUACUCACUGUCCACUGUCUCCAAUGGAUCUCGGUGCUCCACACCUUUUCUUCUUAUAAACACCCCACCCUCUCUCUCUCUCUCUCUCUCUCUCUCAUAUUCCAAGCCCGUUUCGUUUCCUCGUCUUGAUCUUUAUGUCAUUGCCAAAAAGUUUCGUUUCCCAUCCUCUUUCGGCUCCGAUCGGGUCCUGCAUUGCCCGACCUACCUCAAAUCUGAUCUUUUCAUUUUUAGUACCCGCUUACGUCCCUGAGUCGGUGUGUUCUUCGGCUAUUGUGAUCCACGGUGUCAUGUUAUGGAUUGCUUUUUCGUUGAAUGCUUUUUUGAUUGACUGAGAUGAAUCCACUUUGCUGCAUUGCUCCGGUUUCCAUCGAUCGGGACCCGGCUAACCCGAUCCUUGAGAAGUCUCCGGGUCAGUGCCAGUUAGGGCUCGGCGCGUCGAUUAACUCCGUGAACAACCCGAAAACCGGUCUCUCGGCUCAGGUUUCGUCGACCGGGACUGACUCUGACAAAGUUUCGGCCGCAGCGAACCAGGAUUUCGAAGAUGCAGUCGUCGAAGCGAGGGACUCGAAAGCGUAUGGGGGCGUGAGUGGCAGCGUGGCCGGGAUACUGUACAAGUGGGUGAACUACGGGAAGGGAUGGAGGUCGAGGUGGUUCGUGCUCGAAGACGGUGUGAUCUCGUACUAUAAGAUUCACGGCCCGGACAAGAUUCUAAUGAACCCGGCAAGAGAGAAAGGCGGUAGGGUGAUCGGCGAGGACUCUCUGAGGUAUAUGAGGAAGGCUAAUUGGAGUAGCAACCGGCUCGGCUCGUCGGCCAAGCAGUGCAAGCCUUUUGGCGAAGUGCAUUUGAAGGUUUCUUCAAUCCGUGCAAGCAAAUCAGACGAUAAAAGGCUUUCCAUUUUUACAGGAACAAAAACACUUCAUUUGUGGUGUGUAUCUACGUUGGACAGAUCUGCAUGGAUUGAGGCACUGCUGGCUGCUAAAGAUCUAUUUCCUAGAGUGUUGACUGGCAAUGAUUUUGCCUCUACUGAAGAUGUAGUUGUUUCAACAGAGAAACUCCGUUUACGAAUGCUGCAGGAAGGCAUUGGCGAAGCAGUCAUCAAAGAUUGUGAAUCAAUCAUGCUAUUAGAACUCUCUGAGUUGAAAAGCCAGUUGAAGGCUCUUCAACAUAAACAUGUAAUGUUGUUGGACUCAUUGAGACAACUGGAGACUGAUAAAAUAGAGCUGGAAACUACUGUAGUGGAUGAAACAAAGGAACGUGAGUCAUACGGACAAGGGAAUAGGCGAUUUAGUGAUUUCUAUUCUGUCAUGUCAGAGGGCAGUGCAACAGACUCUUGUGCUGAUAAUGAGAGUCAAGAUGGUGUAGAUGUUGAAAUGGAUGAAGAUGAUGGAACAUAUUUUGAUACAAAUGAUUUUUCAUCUUCAGACGCUUUAAGAAGUGCUUCGUAUAGGAGUAGGGAAACACUGGGAAAUGCUUGUAUGGUCAAUAGAGAUUCUUUUUCUUCUGAACGUUUGUGUGGAAUUGAGAAGGUGAUCAAGGUAGUUGAAUAUCCUUAUGUCAAAAGAAGGAAAAAUUUGCCAGAACCAAAGGAGAAAGAGAAGCCCAUGGGCUUGUGGUCGAUUAUUAAGGAUAAUAUUGGAAAGGACCUUUCUGGAGUUUGUCUUCCUGUAUAUUUUAAUGAACCACUGUCUUCAUUGCAAAAGUGCUUUGAAGAUCUGGAGUAUUCUUACUUGGUUGAUCGAGCGCUGGAAUGGGGAAAGCAGGGGAAUGACUUGAUGAGAAUUUUAAACAUUGCAGCUUUUGCCAUCUCUGGUUAUGCAUCUACAGAAGGUCGGCAGUGCAAACCCUUCAAUCCUCUCCUUGGGGAGACAUAUGAGGCUGAUUACCCAGAUAAAGGGCUUCGUUUUUUCUCUGAGAAAGUUAGUCACCACCCAGUGAUUGUUGCUUGUCAUUGUGAGGGAAGAGGAUGGAAAUUCUGGGCUGAUUCUAAUCUCAAAGGCAAGUUUUGGGGACGCUCUAUUCAGCUUGAUCCUGUAGGUAUCCUUACUCUGCAGUUUGAGGAUGGUGAGACAUUUCAGUGGAGCAAGGUUACCACUUCUAUAUACAAUAUCAUACUAGGUAAAAUCUAUUUUGACCAUUAUGGAACCAUGCACAUUAAGGGAAGUGGCAAUUACUCCUGCAAGCUGAAGUUCAAGGAGCAGUCCAUCAUUGACCGAAAUCCACAUCAGGUCCAUGGAUUUGUGCAAGACAAUAGAACUGGAGAGAAGGUAGCUAUGUUGGUUGGGAAGUGGGAUGGGGCAAUGUAUUAUGUGCUGGGAGAUCCAUUUACAAAGCCUGAGGGUUAUGAUCCAAUGACGGAAGCUGUACUCCUGUGGGAAAGAGAUAAAUAUGUUACUAAGACAAGAUACAAUCUCUCCCCUUUUGCAACAUCCUUAAAUGAACUGACACCUGGAUUAUUGGAGAAAUUGCCUCCAACUGAUUCGAGGCUGAGGCCAGAUCAAAGACACGUAGAGAAUGGAGACUAUGAAUUGGCAAAUACCGAGAAGCUAAGACUUGAACAGUUACAGAGACAGGCAAGGAAAUUGCAGGAGAGAGGGUGGCAGCCAAGAUGGUUUCAGAAGGAUGAGGAUGGUUGCUACCGUUAUAUGGGUGGAUACUGGGAAGCAAAAGAAAAAAAGAACUGGGAUGGAAUUCCUGAUAUAUUUGGCCAGUGUAAUGAUUGCCAUUCUUGCUAUGGAGAAGAGUGAGUUUUACUGUGCACUAAAUUAUUUUGUUUCCCUCCCUCA
This is a messenger RNA of Juglans regia (Persian walnut), 2859 nucleotides long. RefSeq names its product oxysterol-binding protein-related protein 1D. The record is from RefSeq and is a predicted model, not a curated record. Gene Ontology annotation, cellular component: membrane; intracellular membrane-bounded organelle; cytosol. The transcript is spliced from 8 exons. Gene Ontology annotation, molecular function: sterol binding. The coding region runs from base 409 to 2820 and encodes 803 amino acids. NCBI's taxonomy places the organism in Eukaryota, Viridiplantae, Streptophyta, Magnoliopsida, Fagales, Juglandaceae.